Molecule: messenger RNA, 2101 nt
Organism: Phycodurus eques (leafy seadragon)
Lineage: Eukaryota; Metazoa; Chordata; Actinopteri; Syngnathiformes; Syngnathidae
Gene: slc28a1
Product: solute carrier family 28 member 1
Exons: 19
Coding region: 30-2018 (662 amino acids)
Biological process (GO): nucleoside transmembrane transport
Cellular component (GO): membrane
Molecular function (GO): nucleoside:sodium symporter activity
Source: RefSeq, a predicted model, not a curated record
UUUGGUGACAGAGUCGAGGAGCACACACAAUGAAGGAAGGAAACAGUUUUAAACUCAAGAAUGGCAGCCUUGCUAAUAGAAAUGGAUGCCUGGCCAGUGGAAAUGGAGUGUCCAACCAUGCGUUUGAAAUGGAGGAGGACAUCACAGUUGAUACUAGCAACACCAAAAAGCAAGCAGAGCAGUCUAAAAAGGGACUGGGAUCAUAUCUCAGCCAAAUAACUAAGCCAAUUAACGCCACUGAGGAUUACCUGAAAAAUCAUUCCAAGCCUUUCAAGUACGCUUUGUUGGGCAUACUCGGAGCAGGUUAUCUGGCAUACUUCAUUGCAGCCUGUGUUUUGGAUUUCCAGAGGGCCACUGCUCUGGUGGUCAUCACCUGUUUGGCUGUUGUGUCCAAGUCCUAUGACCUUGUGAAGAAAUACAAGGGGAAGAGCAUCAGUCGGUGUUUUAGACCUGUCGUACAAGCCUUGAAAUCCAACUUAAGGUGGCUCAAAUGGGUCUUCAUUGUGAUUGUUGUGGUCCUGCUCACACUGUGGCUUGCGCUAGACACACGCCAGCGUCCCGAGCAGCUUAUUUCCUUCGGAGGUGUGUGCAUGUUCAUCCUGCUCGUGUUCCUCUGCUCAGCCCACAGGACAGCAGUGUGCUGGAGGCCUGUGUUUUGGGGCCUUGGGUUGCAGUUCUGCAUCGGACUUUUUGUCAUCAGAACCGAGCCUGGACUUGCAACUUUCCAAUGGCUCGGACGACAAGUACAGUAUUUUCUGGACUACACCAAAGAAGGAUCAUCAUUUGUUUUUGGCGAUUUGAUCGGCGGGAUCUUUGCCUUUCAAGCUUUGCCUAUCGUCGUAUUCUUCAGCAGCGUGAUGUCCGUGCUUUACUUUUUGGGCUUAAUGCAGUGGCUCAUCCUGAAGAUCUCAUGGUUUAUGCAGAUAACAAUGGGAACCUCUCCCACAGAGACCUUGAGUGUAGCAGGCAAUAUCUUUAUCGGACAGACAGAGGCGCCGCUGCUGAUUCGGCCCUAUUUAAAGGACAUGACCAAAUCUGAAAUCCAUGCUGUUAUGACUGGAGGAUUUGCCACAAUUGCAGGCAGUGUCAUGGGAGCAUUCAUCUCAUUUGGGAUUGAUGCAUCCUCCUUGAUAUCAGCCUCGGUCAUGGCUGCUCCCUGUGCGCUGGCCUUUGCCAAGCUGUCUUUCCCAGAGACAGAAGAGAGCCCCUUCAAGUCAGAGGAGACUAUCAAAGUGGCUUGUGGAGAUGAGCAGAACAUUCUGGAGGCAGCCAGCAACGGAGCGUCAGCCUCCAUCGGUUUGGUUGCCAACAUUGCCGCAAACCUCAUUGCCUUCCUUGCCAUCCUCGCCUUCAUUAAUGAAGCUCUGAGCUGGCUCGGAGGCAUGGUGGGAUACCCCGAUGUCACCUUUCAGCUAUUUUGCUCGUACAUAUUCAUGCCCUUGGCCUUCAUGAUGGGAGUGCCGUUCGAGGAGAGUUUUACCGUCGCCGAGCUGAUCGGCAUAAAGCUUUUUCUGAACGAGUUUGUGGCCUACGAGAAAUUGUCUACACUGAAAAGCAACAGAAUCAACGGACUGGAUGCUGUAAUUGGCGGUAAAAGACAGUGGAUUUCAGUCCGAUCAGAAAUAAUUUGCACCUACGCUCUCUGUGGCUUUGCCAACUUCAGCUCUCUAGGCAUCAUGAUUGGAGGACUAGCCUCUAUAUGCCCAUCUAGAAGAGGUGAUGUCUCAGCUCUGGUGUUGCGAUCCAUGAUCACAGCCACAUGCGUCUCGCUUGUCAAUGCUUGCAUCGCUGGGAUCUUAUUCGUUCCUCCACUUGACUGUGUGAAACUGUUCAAAGAAUCUGUUUUCAACGACACAAAUGUGAACGUGCAGACCUGUUGUGAUGACCUCUUUGGAAGUGUUGUCAACAACGGGACCAUCUCCUUUGAAGGCUCGUGGAGCACGGUGGUAAACGCCUCCGUGUAUUUGGCCGAAUGCUGUCAGUGCUGUGGUGUCUCUCAUGAGACACUUUGUUUGUAAAGGAAGACUUGUACAGUAUGUUUCCUUAAUUUGUAGUUCGGUUACACUGGUUUUCCUGAGUCUGGUUGGAAUGGGGCGGUGCG